Molecule: messenger RNA, 1269 nt
Organism: Thelazia callipaeda (thelaziosis nematode)
Lineage: Eukaryota; Metazoa; Nematoda; Chromadorea; Rhabditida; Thelaziidae
Source: the annotation of a GenBank genome assembly
AUGCAAAUACUGGAAAUUGUGUUCACGAUAAUAAUUGCAUUUUGGGGCAUAAUUGAUGCAGCAUCUGUUAAUGUUUGCAACGAUGCAAAAACUUGCGCAGAGUGUGCUGAAUCAUACAUUUAUGUUUUUGGUUUUCGAGAACACUGCAGAUGGUGCGUAGAAACAGCAACGUGUGUUGGGCCCUUUGCGUGUGCCACUGGAAGCGGUAUCGUUCAACGUGAACCAUUUAUGUGUCCACAACCGGUACCAACAGCUAAAGGACAUCGCUAUACUGAUAGGCUCGGACGAUCACUAUAUAGCCUUGCGUUAGCUGUGCGUGAAAGUGAUCCUACGGAGUGUUUGGCUAAUAGCCGACCUGAUGUCAAGCUGAUCAAACGCUAUGAAGUAGAAUGUGAUCAAUCACACAAUCUUUGUGCUUCUAUGCUUGCUGUUUCUGUACCUGCUAAAAGUAUUUAUGUUGUGUACAAAUCGAGUAAUAUGGAUAAGCAGUUAAUUACAGAACUGAUACAUACUGUAGCAGCUCAAUUGGGAGCGUGGCAAAAAUUUGAGUCAGGUGGUGGGGUCAUGACUUACUUUCAUGGAGCCUUUGAACGACUUUUUAAAGGAACUGGCAUGAAAGAGCAACUCAUUGAACUAAACCGUAAAUAUCCACAUUAUAAAGUUUGGGUGACAGGUCAUUCUUUGGGUGCUUCUCUUGCAUCAAUGACAGCACUAUAUUUGGCUAAUCACAGUAUUAUUCCACGCGAUUUGAUUAGAUUAGUUACUUUUGGUGAGGCGAGAACUGGAAAUGUAGCAUUUGCACGUGCUGUUGAACGUAAUAUCCGGUUUCGUUAUCGUGUUGUUCAUCGUGGAGAUUUGGUAACAAACAUACCGGCGAACAUCGAUUCAAAUGGAAUUCUGGUUACUCGAGCAGUUGCGGAGCGACAACCUCAUUUUUAUCGCUUUUUGGUAUAUUAUGAUAAUGAUAUGAAACCGGGUAGUUCAUUUAAGAAGUGCAAUUUAUCAGAAGAUUAUGCUUGUCGUAAUCUGCCAUUCACAAACAAUGCGUUGGAUCAUCUGAAUUACUUUGGUGUGAAUGUAGAUGAAUACUUGGCUAAGAAAUGCAAAGGUAAUCUAUUAAAAUUGAAUACUACAAUUGCUCAAAGUAAUUCCACUUCACCAACAUUGACAACAACAAACUCGACAGUAACAACAAAUUCAUCAUCGACAUCAUCAACAACAACAACAUCAGCAACAACAAUAUCGCUAGAAGAAAACAGUUUAAAUUAA